This is a messenger RNA of Columba livia (rock pigeon), 6923 nucleotides long. It is a transcript of the gene MSH4, whose product is annotated as mutS homolog 4. Gene Ontology annotation, cellular component: nucleus. Gene Ontology annotation, molecular function: ATP-dependent DNA damage sensor activity; mismatched DNA binding; ATP binding. Gene Ontology annotation, biological process: reciprocal meiotic recombination; mismatch repair. The transcript has 18 exons. The record is from RefSeq and is a predicted model, not a curated record. NCBI's taxonomy places the organism in Eukaryota, Metazoa, Chordata, Aves, Columbiformes, Columbidae. The coding region runs from base 47 to 2491 and encodes 814 amino acids.
CGCGAGGGCGGUGCCGCGCGCCGUGCCCGCGCUGGGCGGGGCGGCCAUGGCGGAGGGAGGAGGAGCGGCCGGCUCGGCGUCCAGCGCGGGCCGGGGCUGCUCCACGUCGGGGCUGAGCGGGCGGGCGGAGCGGACGCCCCGCUACACCCUGGGGCUGCUGCAGACGCCGCGCAGCACGGGGGGCAGCACCGGCGGCUCCUCUAGCGGCGGGGCCGGGCCGGGCAGCUCCAGCGGGGGAGGCCUCGCUGCCGGCGGGAAGCCUCCGGUUCCCGGCAGAGGAGAAUCAUAUUUUGGGGACAAAAGUUCUUGCGUGGAAAAUACCAGCACACUGAACCUCACAAGUUGUUCUUCUGUGCGAGGCCUGAACAGCGCGCGUGUCAGAAGAGCCCCCCCCUCUUCCAGCAAGCCCGUGUGCAGGACCCACACCCCGCUCACGGGGUACUCAGUGACGUCCUCGUCGGCGACCUCUGCCCACGCUGCCGCGUCGGUGAUCGCAGCGGUGGUGGAAGGAAGAGGCCUUGCCAGGGGUGAGGUGGGAAUGGCCAGUAUCGACCUAAAAAAUCCCGAGAUGAUAUUAUCACAAUUUGCAGAUAAUACAACUUAUGCCAAGGUUAUUACUAAACUCAAGAUAUUAACACCGUUAGAAAUAAUAAUGUCAAACACUGCUUGUGAUACAGGAAACACAACAAAGUUGUUCAGUCUGAUAACAGAACAUUUCAAGAAUGUGACUUUUACAACUGUCCAAAGGAAAUACUUCAAUGAAACAAAAGGUUUGGAAUACAUAGAACAAUUGUGUGCGUCUGAAUUCAGCACCAUUUUCAUGGAGGUUCAAUCAAAGUACUACUGUCUUGCAGCUGCUGCAGCUUUGCUAAAAUAUGUUGAAUUUAUUCAAAAUUCAGUUUAUGCUCCCAAAUCACUCAAGGUGCGUUUCCAGGGGAGUGAGAAAACAGCUAUGAUAGAUUCGGCAUCAGCGCAAAAUCUUGAACUAGUAAUUAACAACAGAGAUUCUCGGAAUGGUCACACGCUUUUCGGUGUCCUGAAUUACACUAAAACUGCAGGUGGAAGUCGAAGGCUUAGAUCCAAUAUCCUGGAGCCACCAGUUGAUGCCGAAACAAUUAACAUGAGGCUGGACUGUGUUCAGGAAUUACUCCAGGAUGAGGAGCUCUUUUUUGGUCUUCAAGCAGUUAUCUCGAAAUUCCUGGAUACAGAACAACUACUUUCUGUUUUGGUACAAAUUCCAAAGCAGGAUACGGUUAAAACUGCUGAAUCAAAAAUAACUAAUUUAAUCUACCUGAAGCAUACUCUGGAACUUGUGGAACCUCUAAAAGCUGCGUUAAGAAGCUGUGACACGUCGCUGCUGAAGGCUUAUUACCAUUGUCUUGAAGAUACAAGAUUUGGAAUAAUACUUGAAAAGAUUACAACUGUAAUUAAUGAUGAUACAAGGUACACAAAAGGAUGUCUGAAUAUGAGGACCCAGAAAUGCUAUGCUGUGAAGCCUAACAUCAAUGAAUUCCUCGACAUAGCUCGUAGAACAUACACAGAAAUUGUUGAUGACAUUGCAGGUAUGAUAACACAACUUGCAGAAAAGUACAACCUACCAAUGAAAACAAGUUUCAGCUCCGCUCGUGGAUUUUUUAUCCAGAUGACUGUUGAUUGUUCAGCGUUACCCAAUGGCCAACUUCCUUCGGAAUUCACAAAGAUCACAAAAAUGAAAAACACAUAUAGCUUCACUUCAGCUGAUUUAAUAAAAAUGAAUGAAAGAUGUCAGGAGUCCCUGAGAGAAAUAUAUCACAUGACCUACCUAAUAGUGUGUAAACUACUGAACGAGAUCUAUGAGCACAUUCAUUGUCUGUACAAGCUGUCUGACGUUGUGUCCAUGCUGGAUAUGUUGCUCUCAUUUGCCCACGCCUGCACUCUGUCUGAUUACGUUCGUCCAGAAUUUACAGAUACUUUAGCAAUCAAACAGGGAUGGCAUCCCAUUCUUGAAAAGAUAGCUAUGGAGAAACCUGUGUCUAACAACACAUACCUGACAGAGGGUAAUAAUUUUGCCAUUAUUACAGGACCAAAUAUGAGUGGAAAAUCAACAUACCUAAAACAAAUUGCACUCUGUCAAAUUAUGGCACAGAUUGGUUCUUAUGUCCCAGCAGAGUAUUGUUCUUUUCGAAUUGCAGAGCAAAUUUUUACCAGAAUAGGUAUGGAUGAUGAUAUAGAAACAAAUUCUUCAACAUUCAUGAAGGAAAUGAAAGAGAUAACAUAUAUCAUACAAAACGCUAAUGACAAAUCACUUAUCAUCAUUGACGAACUUGGCAGAGGUACCAGUGCUGAAGAAGGUAUUGGCAUUUGCUAUGCUGCCUGUGAAUAUCUGUUGAAUUUAAAGGUCAGCAGGACUUCAGCACGCAUCACAGUGACUUGGGAGGGCAAACACCCUGACUCUGAACACCCGUCCUUUCUCCAUCCUCCCUGCAGCUUUUCUUGCUGCGUCGUUGCGUGAUGUCCCUCGGGCCGGCGGGGUCAGCUGUCCCGGCUCUGUCCCCUCCCAGCCCCUGUGCAGCCCCAGCCUGCUCUGGCGGGGCAGCGGCGGGACCAGAAGAGGCCUUGAUGCUGCUCAGCCACAGCUGAAACAUGGGUGUGUUACCAGCACAAAUCCAAAACGUAGCACCGUACAAGCUGCUGUGAAGAAAGCUGAUGCUGGCUCAGCCAAAACCAGUGCAGUGGUCGCCAUCUCUCUCCAGCUGGCUCGCAAGCUUGCGUUUCUGUCGAGAAAGAGAAUAACCCGGUCCUGGUUUUGCUCAAAGGUGAACCUCUGUACCCAGCUGUUACCGCUCCAAAGGACAGCGCUAGUUCUGCACAACUUAGGCGUUGGUCACAGGGGUGAGAGGCUUGUUCAGAAGAGUGGGAGGUGGUUUCACGUGGGUCGGAAGUUUCUCCUCUGUUCCCAGUCGUGGGAUCAACCUCACGCUGUCAUCGGCUCUGUGCAGGGAGCGCGUAGGUGUUUUGUUUCUCUCCAGAGUUUAUUCAGAGUACUUUCGUGGUUCGGUUUGAAAAACUCGGAUAUUUUCUGUGGCUUGUACUUUUGGCAAAACAUUCCUUGGGAGUAUUAAGGCAACCGUUUGACAAUAAUUCUAUUUAACCCUAGUCAAAUUUUGUAAGCAUCAUGGAUUUCCUGUUACUUCUGAUAUUCUUUUCCUUCUAUUGAAAAAGGAAUGGGAAAAUCCCCAGUUGGAAAAGAUAUCCUUGCCAAUGAUAGAACUCGGGGCUUAAAGAUUUUAAUUUGCUUUAGUAAUUUAAAGACAAAUUUUCAGUGUUUUCGAGGAAAACCUGGAUAUCUGUGAGAUAAUUUAAUUUUUCUUAUUUAUUGUAAUUUAUUCCAGGAUCAUUUACAAAAUAAAUUUUCUUUCUUGUUUCCUUAUUUAGGCAUUUACAUUGUUUGCUACACAUUUUUUGGAACUGUGUCAUAUAGAUGUUUUUUAUCCCAAUGUGGAAAAUUACCAUUUUGAAGUGCAACAUGUGAGAAGCAGUGCUGGAAAUAAAGAGAAAAUUGCUUACACUUACACACUCUCUAAAGGCUGUACGGAGGAAAAGAACUACGGUAAUGGGUUCUGCUAAGACUUUAACUUAGUCAAGAUUGUAAAAGAUACUAUGUCAGUUAUUAGACAUCUAAGAAUAUUUUUCUGCUGACAGAUUUCUGCUGAAUUUGUGUCUCUGUCAUAGAGGAGCAACUGCAGAUCUGUAGGAUGUUCAAAAUUACUUGAGUGUUUUAUGUAACCAUGUAGUGAAAUAGUAGUUUGGGGUAACAUGGAGAACUUACUCAUUUUUUUUCACUAUGAAAUUUCAUGUAAUGUCGGUAGCUACUGGAUGCACCUGGAUGAGGCGAGUUGUUGUGGGCACACAGGGCUCGGUGAGCUCGGGAGGGACUGAAGGCUGUGAAUGCCGAGGUCUGUGUCACAGAGAGCUCUUCGUGUGUCUGCCAUACGCAGUGAUUUAUCAGUUAAAUAGCAGCUUGGCCCUUUUUGGUUAGCAAAAGGGAAUCAUGUUUCUUGAAAAAAGGUCAGGAAUUUUACUGCAUCAGCCUAAGGCUAUUUGGGGAGGUUCCACUAAAGCAUCAGUGUUUUCUGGAAAUGGGGUUUACUUCUCUUUUAACUUCAGAAUAAAUAACACUGAAGACUGUACAGAUUGGCAGAUUAUGGGUCAAUAAAGAAAUGAGUGAGUGACAGUAAGGAAUAACUACAUGUUUUAAAGAGUUACAGAGAUCCUGGUUUUCAAAUAUGAAAUUCUGAAGUGGGAUCCUUGAUUUAGGUGACAUUUAAUCAGUAGGAAAUUAGCAAAAUGUGACUUGUGCAAGGUAGUGGUAAUUGAAGACUACGAAUUAUUCCAGUCAAACUUCAAUUAACUGGAUUGAAAAGGCUUCAUUAUCAGAAUUUCAGAAUGAGCUCCUUUACCUUUGGCAGCACAAGCUCAAUUUCAGAUGCUGCAACACCACUCACUCAGAAAAACCCUUUGUUGAGAGAGCGUUCUCAGAGAACUGGAGACCUUCAGUAACUCUGUCUUGGCAUUUGGCUUUACCUUACGUGAGCAAAGCUGUGUUCCAGGAAAGCGUGCAGCGGCCCUGCUUGACCCUUGUCGUUUUUAACCCUACACUGUGAAAGCACGGGCCGGGGCACAGAUUUUCCCCAGAACAGCCAGGGCCACAGGCAAAUGAAAAAGUAAAACAAUAAUCAUGUCAGUGCAGAAGAAAUAUUUCACAUCUCUUUCUUACCCGGAGUAUCUGGCAGUUGGAGUAGAAGCUGGAACAAGACAUGCGUGUCCGCUGGAUGUCUGGAUUUAGUGGAGAGCGUAUUUAGCGCAACUUCAGUAUUUUCUGGCCUGCCAGAUUCAAAAAACGAGCAAACAAACCAACAAAAACGAAACGGGGAAAGCUGUUAACACCGCUGUGCCAUUUCUGUUCCUUUGACCCCUGAUGUGUUCCAUCUUGCCCAGUUACAGUGUUGCCAGCAGUAACUUUAUGUGGGACUGUAUCUUGGAAGUAGCAUUUCAACAAAUUAGACAUUUUAUUUUGUAACUCUCAAAACCAUAUAGUUUACUUAAAAAAAAAAAAAAAGACUAAGAAAAAAAUAGAAUAAAAUUAUUUUAAUAACAAUGAAAACUUUAGAAAGCAGGCCAGGUUAAUUGUGGCAAACACUGGAACGCAAAAAAUUUAAAUAAUGUCCUGAUUUGUGUUUUAUACGUUUAGGGUUAAAAGCUGCAGAAGUUUCCUCCUUACCAUCAUCCGUAAUUCUGGAUGCAAAGGAAAUCACAAAUCACAUCGCAAAACAAAUUUUGGUAUGUGGCGGAAAAUUAUAAUACUGUAAUUUGCCAUUUUCCGUGCCUGAAAAAUGGCAGAAAAAACCCAAAUAUGUUUUCAGUUUCUGAAUGGAUAAAGAAUAAGCAGUGCCUAUGGUUUCAUGAAAAUAGAUGGGUAUUUCCGGAGCUCGUUAUCAAAGAUUAUACUGAAGGUCACCGUUAGGUGACAACACAAAGCAGUCCUUAGGGUUAAGGAGUACUGGAUGUAAUGUUGGUGUACAAACCAAGAAUCAGGAGAUCAGAAAUAGCCUGGAAAAUAGCUAAUAUUGGUAUUUUAAUAACAGGACAUCGUUGAUUUCAUGUGUUAAUACAUGCGUGUGUUUGUAAGAACAGCACAGGCAGAAGGGUCCUCCCGAGAUGGUGGAACAGAGAGCUGUGUACCAGUUAGCGAUGAGGCUGGUUCAGACCGCCAGGAAUUCUCGACUGGAUCCAGACAGCUUGCGCAUAUAUUUGAAAGGCUUGAAGAGAAAGUAUGAAGCCAGUUGUCCUGCACCUGGGCAAAAUGAUGAGCAACAGUAAGGCGUAACAUAGGCUGUUGUUCCAGCUUUUAUGGCUGCAAGAUGACUCUGUUUUUUCCAUAGUAUUAGAAAACGCUGCUUUUCAUGUGUUAAUAAAUUAUUAUACUCAGUACUGAAAGGCCAUAUCCUUCAUGCUUUUUCCCCAAAACAUACCUGAGAUAAGCAUUUACUUUGUAUAAGGAACACGGUUCUUUUUGAUAAUGAGCUAUAUCCCUUUCAUUAUUUUAGAGACAAAAAAGUUGUAUAAUAUUUACCAUUUUCUGUGUGAUAUCUCUGGUGUUGUAUGUCUUACAUGUGAUACUGAAGAUCCUGCCUAGCACAAAGCAGCCGUUGAGACGGACGGUCCGCUUGCCGGGCGCGGGCGAGCCCCCGUGUGCUGCCUCCCCCGGCGCCGGCUGCGCGGGGCGCGUCCCGCGGGCACGGGCAGCCCGGCGCUGCUGCUGCGCCGCCUCUGCUUAGAAACCAACAGUAGAGCAAUAAAAAGUUGAAUAUCCUUACUUGUGUGUUGGUUUCGUUGUUGGUGGUGGUGGUUAUUUUUGUUUGGUUUUGUUUGGUUCUUUGUCUAUUAUAUAAUGCGUAUUACACAAUACAAAAUGUUACAUAUGCAUUGUAUUUGAAAAAGGAUAAUCAGAGAAAGAAAUUGAAACCAGUAAAAGGUUUGUUGAAGAACAGAUAUUGGUGUAGAAUACACAGAACGUUAGAUCAGAACUGUCCCUCCGUCAAUCCAGGGUGGGAUCCUAAUGUCCUUAUAUCGGGGGACAGGCUCAAUUGGUAUGGACAGUGCAUUUUAUAUGGGAUUAGACACGCUGUGCCUAAAGCUGUAAAUAUGCCAAAGGCUUCUGAGACUAAACAGGAUCGUCUGUGCCUCAUUUGCUACACCCCUUUAUCUGUUUACCAAAUUACGACUUAGACUGUAUUUACCAUUGUAAAAAUAAAGCUUUCCCCCUUUAAUUUUUGUCACAUAUUGUAAUUAAUAGAGAUAUUGAAGCCCGUCCUAGCUAAACUGGAAAAAAGCAGCCAUGUGUAUUUUUAAAUAAAGAUUAAAUCAAGUCUGCUCGCUCAUUA